AUUGUAACUCUUAUCUAUUUUCUCUCUUUAGAGACAAUUCCACACCGCAGCGAAAAGCUGAUGCACACGUUGUCCGACACACAACCAGAGAAAGAGAAGAGGGUCUCUCUCUCUCAUCUGCAUUCUACAGUAGAGAUUAUAAAUCAGCAUUAAUUAAAUAAUGUGCUGUGUAGUGAAUUGCCACAUCCAUGGGCGGGAAUAACGGCAUCUCCAUUUGAAAAAAAUGGGUCUUUUGUGGGUUGGCUUCACGUUCACACUCUUCUCUCUCUUUUUCCUACUAUUUUGAAUGAAUGAAUAAAAAAAAGGUAAAGAUAUAUAUUUGAAUAUCUCUGCAAUCCCCACAUCUCUACUGACAUUCCAUAGAUCUCUGCACUUCAGAGCUUGUUCUUCUUUUCUUUCUAUUUUUUAAUUUACUGGGAUUGCUUAGGGUGUCAGGGCUUGCUUUUGGAGAAAGUCAAAGGUAUAUCAUAUUUCAUAUUUGAUCUACAUGUACCUUCUUUGUGAUUAUUAUUAGUAUUAUUAUUAUUAUUAUUUUUCUGUUUGGCUUUGAUAAGUUUGCUUUUUUUUUUUUAAUGCAAUUUCAAAUGGAUGUCAGCUGUUUCUCAGUUCAUUUGAAAUCGGUAUUUGUUGUUUCUUAGAUUUCUGAAGUUAUUCUGAGAUGGGUAUUCACUGUUUCUUACUUUCCUAGGUAAUUUGAAAUGGGUAUUCACUAUUUCUCAGAUUAAUGACACAAUUUGGAAUGGGUAUUUUCCAUUUUCCAUUUCCCAGUUUUCUGAUAUUAUUUCAAAAUGGGAAUUCAUUAUUUCUUAGUUUCAUGAGAUAAUAUGCAGUACGUAUUAACUAUUUCUCAGUUUCCUGCUAUUUUCUUGAAAUGGGUAUUCACUAUUUCUUGAUUUCCUGAGAUAAUUUGAAAUGGAUAUUAGGUAUUUCUCAGGUCGCUGAUACUACUUUGAAAUGGGUAUCGACUGUUUCUCUUUUUCAUGAUGCAAUUAGAAAUGGACAUCUACUCUCGGUUCUGCUAUCAUUUUGAAAUGGGUAUCCACUAUUUCUUAGCUUCCAGUGAUAAGUUUUAGCGAGUGUUGUCAAUUUCUCAGUUUUCUGAAGUUAUUUUGAAAUGGGUAUUCACCCUCUUCUAGUUUCCUAAGAUAAUCUUUGGUGGGUAUUGGCCACUUGUCAAUUCUGUAUGGUACUCCCUCUCUCUAUGCUUAAAGUUUGGAGGACUUGGUAGGUGCCUGUCAAAUAAGUUAUUCAAAAUUUGUUUUUCAAGUAAUUUACCAAUAGAUUUAGAGUUGGUUCAGAAGGAUUUAUAUACUCCCUCUCCAAUUUCAUAUUUCAGGUAUUAUUAUUAUUGUUAUUUUGCUUUUCUGUUUGGGGAUAGGGUUUUUAAAGCUUAAAACGAUUGAUAGAGACUGGAUGGUUGGGGAGUGAAUUCAAAGCAAAGCUGAGAAUGACCAGAAGAACCCCUCUGGUUUCUUGUUGGACAGUUAUAGGAGGAUUGAUCUUUCUGCUUCUGGGAUUCUGUUUUCAUUCUUUUGAAUAAGUGUUUGGUUUUGUUCUGUGGUAUUUGUUAGUGACCCAUUGUGAUGUUUCUGUGGAAUUGUAGAUGAAGUGUCUCUAAAGUGGUAGUGAGACAAAGCAUUGUGUUGCUAGAGGAGGAGAUGGACCGGCGGAGUUGGCUGUGGAGGAGAAAGUCUUCUGAGAAGAGCCCUGGAGAAACUGAAAGCUCCGGAUCAAUUUCUUCUCAUUCUGAACGAUUCUCUGAUGAUCAGGUGUAUCCAAAUCAAAAUUCUCCAUCACCAGAAGUCACAUCUAAAUCUGCACCUGUUGAUGAAGAAGUUAAUGACAGUGUGAAGUCUCUAACAGAAAAGCUAUCUGCUGCUCUUUUGAAUAUUAGUGCCAAGGAAGACUUGGUGAAGCAGCAUGCCAAAGUUGCAGAAGAAGCUGUUUCAGGGUGGGAAAAGGCUGAAAAUGAAGUAUUCUCUUUAAAGCAACAACUUGAAGCUGCGGCUCAGAAGAACUCAGCACUUGAAGAUCGAGUUGGCCAUCUUGAUGGAGCGCUCAAGGAGUGCUUAAGGCAGCUUAGGCAAGCAAGGGAAGAACAAGAGCAGAAGAUCCAUGAAGCUGUUGUCAAGAGAACCCAUGAAUGGGAAUCCACAAAAUCUGAGCUUGAGAGCCAGAUUGUAGAGAUCCAGGCCCAACUUCAAACUGCUAAAGCUGAAACUGUUGCCACUGUUGAUCCUGGUCUUGAGCUAAAACUUGGGGCUGCAGAAAAAGAGAAUGCAGCCCUCAAGCUUCAGCUCCUUUCUCGAGAGGAAGAGUUAGAAAUUAGGACUAUAGAGCAAGAACUGAGCACCCAAGCAGCUGAAACAGCCAGCAAACAAAAUUUGGAGAGCAUAAAGAAGGUGGCUAAACUUGAAGCUGAGUGCCGCAGGCUAAAAGCCAUGGCCCGUAAAGCAUCCUCUGCUAAUGAUCACAAAUCUAUCACUGCCUCCUCGGUUUGUGUUGAAUCUUUGACAGAUAGCCAGUCAGAUAGUGGAGAAAGACUACUGGCAUUAGAAAUUGAUACCCGUAAGAUGACUGGCUUGGACACCAAUGAAUGUGAGCCUAGCCGGUCUGAUUCAUGGGCAUCUGGGCUAAUCCAAGAACUUGAUCGGUUUAAGAAUGAGAAGCCUCUUGUAAAAAACCUCAUGGCCCCUUCAGUAGAAUUGGAUCUCAUGGACGAUUUCCUUGAAAUGGAGAGACUUGCGGCACUUCCAGAGACAGAAAAUAGAAGCCGCUGCCUUGAGUCAGGAGCUAUAUCUGAUAAACACAUUGGUGGUAGCGAAAGCCCAUUAAAAGCUCAACUUGAAGCCAUGAUUGAUAGGACAGCUGAACUGGAGGAGAAAUUAGAAAAGAUGGAAGCAGAGAAAAUGGAAUUAGAUAUGGCUUUAUCUGAGUGCCAAAAUCAGCUUGAAACAUCACAGGGUCGGCUAAAGGAAGUAGAGGAGAAGUUAGUGGAGCUGCAAACUCAGUUAGCUUUGGCAAGUGAAUCAAAGAGAAAUGCAGAGGAAGAAAUACAGACUACCAAUGCUAAGAGAGAGGUGGCAGAGUCUCGCCUCAUAGCUGUUGAAGCUGAGAUCAAAACCAUGCUUUCAAAAGUGCUGUCGUUAGAAGAAGAAGUUGAAAAGGAGCGGGCUUUGUCAGCAGAAGCUGCAUCUAAGUGUCGGAAAUUUGAGGAUGAGCUUUCCAGGAUGAAACGUGAAACUGAGCUUCGGAAUUUGGCAAGUUCAAAUGGUGAAUUGAAGAUAAAGCAGGAGAAGGAGCUAGCAGUGGCUGCCAGUAAGCUUGCAGAGUGCCAGAAAACCAUUGCAUCCCUGGGCCGACAGUUGAAAUCCCUUGCAACGCUGGAAGACCUCCUGCUCGACUCAGAGAAGCCACUGCAGCCCAUGAGUGAAGGACUACACCAUCCUAAAGAUGGUGCGGAACAAUGGACACUGCAUCCUGGUAAUUCGUACAUUCCAAAGAAGGAUUUGGAAUCCUCAAAAACAGAACCUGAUCAUUCAGCUUCUAUAAAGAAAAGCAAAGAUGAGGCAUCAACAUUACCACUAAACCCAGUGGUGAUGACCUCUGAAAAGAGUAGAAAUGGGUUUGGGAAGUUUUUCCCUCGAAGUAAGAACGCGAUUCGAGCUGAAAAGUAGUAGCGAGAAAAAGGAAUAGAUAAGGAAAAAUGGAACUGAAAAUAGGGGGAGGGACUUGCAGGUCUGUUUGUUCUCUGCUGGAGAACUGGGGAUCAAGUGUUUGUGAACUGAAACAUUGUAUUUAGUUUUACAUAAAUAUUCCUCUCUCUGGAAAUGGUGAAAGAAGAUAUAGUCAUAUAUUGAUUUCAAAACA
Vitis vinifera (wine grape) is the source of this 3870-nucleotide messenger RNA. RefSeq names its product filament-like plant protein. The coding region runs from base 1659 to 3677 and encodes 672 amino acids. The record is from RefSeq and is a predicted model, not a curated record. The transcript has 4 exons. Lineage: Eukaryota; Viridiplantae; Streptophyta; Magnoliopsida; Vitales; Vitaceae.